Messenger RNA from Heterocephalus glaber (naked mole-rat), 3391 nucleotides. It is a transcript of the gene Draxin, whose product is annotated as dorsal inhibitory axon guidance protein. Gene Ontology annotation, cellular component: extracellular region. The record is from RefSeq and is a predicted model, not a curated record. Lineage: Eukaryota; Metazoa; Chordata; Mammalia; Rodentia; Bathyergidae. Gene Ontology annotation, biological process: forebrain development; negative regulation of canonical Wnt signaling pathway; axon guidance.
UCCGUGGCCGGCGACUCGCUCCGCCGCUCCGCCGCUCGGGCUUCGGCUGCCCUCGGCCCGGCGCCCCUCGGCCCCCUCCCUGCCGGCCGGACAGGAAGGAGCCAUGGCAGGGCCGGCGCUCCGCAGGGGCCCCGUGCGGCUGCUCGUCCUGCUGGCGCUCCUGGAGCUGAGCCUGGCGGGCUCCCUCGCACCCGGAUCUCCUCUCCGGACCUCGCCUGAGAACCACAUCGACCCCCGGGCCCCCGCGCCGUGGACGCCCCAGGCCAGCCACCACCGCCGGCGGGGCCUGGGCAAGAAGGAACGGGGCGCCGGCUUGCCUGGGGCUGUGGCCACCGCCUCCAGGCUACCGGGUCAGAGCCCUGCAGGCCUGCGGGACAAGGACCUGCUCCUGGGGCUGGCGCUGCCCCACCCCGAGAAGGAGCACCGGUCUCCGGGGUGGGAGAGGGCGAGGAGCCGCGGGCGCGAGCGCAAGAGGCGCAGGGAUAGAGCGAAGCUGCACAGAGGCGGAGCGCUGGUCCGAGGCCCCAGCUCCCUGAUGAAGAAGGCAGAGCUCUCUGAGGAGCUGACGCUGGACACCACCAUGGAGGAGUCUUCCACCAGCCUGGCCCCCACCAUGCUCUUCCUCACCACCCUGGAGGCAGCGCCCGCCACAGAAGACUCCCUGGUCCUUCCUGCCACCUCCCUGCACCCCCAGGUGCCACCCAGGUCCGAUGGGGAGGUGAUGCCCACGCUGGACAUGGCCUUGUUUGACUGGACUGAUUACGAGGACUUAAAACCUGAGGUCUGGCCUGCUGUGAAAAAGAAAGAGAAAUGGAGUCCAUUCUCCAGCAGUGAUAACGAGACAUCGCCAGUGGAAGGGGAGCCCUGUGACCAUCACCAAGACUGCCUGCCAGGGACCUGCUGUGACCUGCGGGGACACGUCUGCAUACCCCACAACCGCGGCCUCAACAACAAAUGCUUCGACGACUGCAUGUGCAUGGAAGGGCUGCGCUGCUACGCCAAAUUCCACCGGAACCGCAGGGUCACGCGGAGGAAGGGCCGCUGCGUGGAGCCCGAGACGGCCAACGGCGCCCAGGGCUCCUUCAUCAACGUCUAGCCGCCACUUGCCUGGGGACUGAGCCCAGAGGCGCUGAGAAGCCGGGAGACUUGUGUGUAACUAGAGGAGGGAGAUGGAGUGGGGGACCGAGCGGCUGGGGCAGCUGGGAGCUCCAGCCGCCCCUGUCCAGGAGCUGAAAAGCGGCGCCCCUGCGCCUGCGCAUCUGCGUCGUCCCCGCCCCGUGAGCUCCGCAGUGGCCGCGCAGAGAGUGCCCUCUGCCGUCCGAUAGCAGCACUGCAGCGGUUUGAAAACUAGCAGUGGGUUUUGGAGAGUCAAGCGAAAGGGCACGCUGGGCAGGAGAGUCUGGAAUACCCCCAUGUUCCGGGCGCGGGGCUAAGCGCGCGGCAUGCAUCACCUCAGUGAAUCCCCACAGCAGCCUUUCCGAGUAGGCAUUCUCAUUUUCCAGGUAAGGACACAGCCACACUCGAGUGACAAAUUUGUCCAGGGACCCGGAUGGAAGCUCCUCGAGCCUUAACGUGUGUAAGAGUCACCUGGGGACCUAGCUAAGAUGCGGACAGGGAGAUUUGAACCCGGGCCAGGGGCAUAGAUCAACAAGGCCUUGUUCCUGCCCUUCCACAGCUGAGAACUUAGACCAAUUUCUCCAUGGCUUCCGGCAAGAAAAAUGCAUCUCCUGGUAGUUCCUUUUGCUAUAGCUGGAAUAUUUGUCUGUUCUCAGCCUCCCUUGGACACAGGUGCAUCUUUUUUUAUUUAUGUAAAUGCUCAUUAAUCACCUGCUUGCAGUAAGGGAAGAUCCGGGCAGAUUGGUCCCCCCACCCUCAGGUAGCUGAUAUCUUGAGACAUAGUGUUUGGGGGAGACAGUAAUGUUGUUCCUUGAAUUCCUGUGACCCUGCUUAUCCCACUCUGGGACUUGCACUUCCAAGUUGUCCUGAGAGAUUCUGCCACAGCAGUUCUGAUGCACACACGGUCUCUAAGAAGGACUCAAGUCACCCAAAUACGCCCACUUCGCCUAUCAUUUACUGUUUCAUGGCCCUCCCAGACAUCCCUGAGCUCUAUCCCACAGUGGGAAGUGGGGGCACCUCUGCCUUGAAGCACCCCAACAGGCCAAAUGCAUGAUGCCCACCCAGAACGUCUGACUGAGCACUUCCAGCUCCAGGGCCACCUCCACAGAGCCAUUUAAAUCCCCUCACCUGGCAUCUGAACCUUCUGGUCGGCGCAAACCAGGCUGCAAAUGACAAAAGCCUUCCCCAUCCAAGUCCUCACUGGCCUGGACCCUGGCCAGAGGGUGAUGGGGCUGUUUACUGCUUUGGGGAAAUCAGUCAGGGUCAGAGUUGGGCACCAAGGAAGAUAACAGACCUAGAAGAAAUCAAAUAUGCUUGCUCUUCUCUCACUGUCCUGGUCUGAUAGGCAUGGGAAUCUUGGGGGCAGAGGGAGGGCAGGAGAACUGAAAGGGAUCAAAGCCGGCUGGUGGGAAAGCGGAUCUGCAAGCAGUUUUGUGUUUGAGGCCAGCCCAGCCCAGCUGCACGCUGGGGGACCCUCCCACCCGCUGGGGAUUGUGCAGCCUCUGUGGGAGCUGAACCCUAUGAGGGGCUGCAGAGAACCAGCAUUGCCAGGACUGCUGAAGCCCCCGGAAGUCAGCAAUGGAAACACAGAGGGUCAGGCCAGAACUAAAAGGGCCUGUGCUUGGAAAUUCCAGGCCUCUCUUUGCCCCAGCUACCUCCAUUUUGCCUUUACAAAGUGGGGAUGGGAGAGUAGAAUCCUCUUAACUCUCAAGCUGGGGAUCCCAGCGCCCCCUCAAAUGUUGAAUCCACCCCACCAGGACAUUCUUAAGUUUCUUCUAGAUCUAAUUAAGUUUCUUUUUUGGGGGGGGGGGUACCGGGGAUCGAACUCAGGUCCUUGGGCUUUCGAGGCAGGAACCGGAACCACUAAGCUAAAUCCCCAGCCCUCUAAUUAAGUUUCUUCUGCUGGUACAGAAGCCAACUUCCUCCAGUCCAGAAUUCAGCAAACCUUUAGGCUUUGCAGAGCAUAGGGUCUCUGCCAAACUACUCCACUCUGCCACAGCCGUGGACAAGGUAAGAAUGAAUCGGCGUGGCUCCAUGCCAGUAAAACCAUUUAUAGACACAGACUUGAAUUUCAUAUGACUUCCCCAGGUCACAAAAAUAAUAUUUUGAUUUCUUAAAACUAUUUAAAAAUGUAAAACAAAAACAAAAGCUUAGCUUGAAGAUUGCAGAAAAAGAGGCAGGGGGUAGGGGCCGGAUUUAGCUCAGUGGUUUCCCCACCUGCUGCGCAAGCGCAAGGACCCAAGUUCAAUCCCUGGUACCAAAAAAAAAAAAAAAA